Lachancea fermentati is the source of this 954-nucleotide messenger RNA. Lineage: Eukaryota; Fungi; Ascomycota; Saccharomycetes; Saccharomycetales; Saccharomycetaceae. The record is from the annotation of a GenBank genome assembly.
AUGAGAGGAAUGUUUCAAAGACUUUGUCCUCCUUUGAAGAGAUUUUACUCAUCACAUCCUUAUCCCUCGUCCCGCCAACUAUCCAUCGCAGAUCUAUAUUCACGUUACAAAUCAAAUCAGCCCAUAACAAUGCUCACAGCAUAUGACUAUAUUACAGCAACUUGGGCACAGGAGGCACAAUGUGACAUGAUUUUGGUUGGAGACUCGCUUGCAAUGUGUUCUCUAGGAUAUUCUUCCACUACUGAUAUUGGCUUAGAUGAGUUCAAAUACCACGUGAAGUCAGUAUGCCGUGCUCAAGGCAGUGCUUUUAUUGUGGUCGAUAUGCCCUUCGGAAGCUUUGAAUCAAGUUUAGAAAAGGGUAUAGAGACGGCCAUUUCUCUGAUGAAACUUUCAAGCAAAGUAGGAGCUGUCAAGUUAGAGGUAGGCAGCUCACAAUCACAGGGAAAACUGACCGAUUAUUCACUAAGACUGGCUGAGGAACUGUGCACAAGAGGAAUACCUGUUAUGGGCCAUGUUGGAUUGACGCCACAGAGGGUGCAUGCUUUAAGCGGCUACAAAGUUCAGGGAAAUAAAUCGUCUGCUGACUCACUAGCGAUAUUCGAGACUGCGCAAGAGUUACAAAGAAUUGGGUGCUUUUCCAUUGUGUUGGAAUGCGUCCCUCAUAAAAUAUCGCAAUAUAUUACAAGUCAUCUUAAAGUGCCGACAAUUGGUAUUGGUGCAGGAAAUGGCACAAGUGGACAAGUUCUUGUUCAAUCAGAUAUGUUGGGAAUGCUUUCUGGCCAGGUUCCCAAAUUUGUGCAUAAAUAUGGCAAUUUUCAUAAAUCUUCUGUCGAGCAUAUAAGGGACUAUAUUAAAGAUGUCACUGAGCGCAGAUUUCCCGAUAAUAGCAUUGAAGGGUUCAAAGUCAAGGAUGAAGUAUGGGUUGAUUUCAUCGAGAGAGUCGAAGAGGCAUAG